AUGGCCAUGGACUGCUUCUCCCGCGCGUACGGACUGGCCAUCGUCAACGCCGUCUGCAUCGGCGGCACGGCCAUGAUCCUCUACGCGCUCGUCAACCUGGCGCGGAAGCCCGACCGCAGCAGGGGCUCCAUCAUCGUGCUCACCGUCUUCCUCCUCUUCUGGGUCGGCGUCGGCGCCAGCGUCUACACGGCCUUCUACGGCGCCCUCUCCCCGUGGUCGGCGCUGCGCCGGUGCCUGGCCUCCGCCCGCGGAGCGCUGCUGCGCCACCUCCGCCGUAUGGGCCGGCUUCUUUGCCUGCCGUUCCGGUCCAGGCUACGGCGCCGAAGCGGCAGCAGCCCUCUGCCGCAGUUUCUGGACCAAAUACAGCAGAGUCACAUGCCCGCGCUGGCCAGGGAGCCGCCGGCGAAUGGCGGCGCGCGGUCGGCGACGGCGCAUGACAUCCUGGCGUACGAGCAGCCGGAGCUAGGCGGCGGCCCGUCGGAGUGUGCGGUCUGCCUCGGGGAGGUGGAGAAGGGGGAGACGGUGAAGCGGCUGCCGGCGUGCCUGCACAUGUUCCACCAGCAGUGCAUCGACCCGUGGCUGCACGAGCACUCCACGUGCCCGGUCUGCCGGUGCAUCGUCUUGGCGCCAUUGCCGGCCCCAAUGGUAUGA
Molecule: messenger RNA, 651 nt
Organism: Triticum turgidum subsp. durum (durum wheat)
Lineage: Eukaryota; Viridiplantae; Streptophyta; Magnoliopsida; Poales; Poaceae
Source: the annotation of a GenBank genome assembly